Ipomoea nil (Japanese morning glory) is the source of this 1218-nucleotide messenger RNA. RefSeq lists its product as uncharacterized. Lineage: Eukaryota; Viridiplantae; Streptophyta; Magnoliopsida; Solanales; Convolvulaceae. The coding region runs from base 1 to 1218 and encodes 405 amino acids. The transcript has a single exon. The record is from RefSeq and is a predicted model, not a curated record.
AUGACGAGGAUGUGGCUACUGGCCCGAGAGGUGCGAAAUCUGAAGGAGCAAAUGGAAGGAAGGACCAAAUCCCCUAGGCGAACGUUGCUCACUGCUUUGCCAUUUUCCUCCGAGAUCAUGUCUUACAAAGUACCCGGCGACUUCAAGUUCCCGGAACAGGCCACCUUUGACGGAUCCGGUGAUCCGCGAGAGCACCUUUUGAGUUAUCAGGCUAAGAUGCAGGUACUAGGGGUCCGGGACCCUGUCAUGUGUCGCGCUUUCCUACCGACACUAAAAGGACCGGCGCAAAGAUGGUUGGUAGCUCUGCCCCCAGGAUCGAUACGCAACUUUGAAGAGCUGGCCGACCGCUUCAUGAGUCACUACACGGCCAACAUCAAGCCACAAAAGGAUCUGACCCAUCUGGGAGACGUUCAUCAAGAGGAGGGCGAAUCCCUUAAAACCUACUUGGCCCGGUGGCAAAAGGAAAUCCAGUCUAUCGAGGAGGUCGAGGACCAGACUGCCCUCACUUUCAUCAUCGAAUCUUUACGGUCCUGGCAACUGUAUCGCGACUUACGUGACAAUCGACCGGCCACCUACGCAGAAGCCAUACAUAUGGCUAAUAAACGAGCUAACACGGAGCAGGCUAUGAAGCACAAGCGACAUCACGAGGUCGGAGGAUCCGCCAGUGGAAAGAGAACCCGCGCAGAGACUAAGGAGAGACGCCCGAAACCGCCUAGGCGAGCUGAAGCCAGGCGCCCCUACGAUAGGCCCAUCAUCAAUCCCUAUAGGCCGACUCCUCAACAUCCGGUGCACGAGGUACAAGCACUCGCACCUCCUCCGCCUCCCCCGAUUGAGGAGCGCGUGGCGAACGAAGAGCCAGGUAAGAUAUCUAAAUACUGUCGUUACCACAAAUCCUACACUCACAGUACGGAAGAAUGCUACUACCUGAAGAAAAUCAUGGAGGGAAUCAUUCAGCAAGGAACCCCGCCUCCUAACCAGUGGCGAAGAAGGUCGGCGGCCCGGGAAGACGGUGACCCUGCGGUAGCAGCUGAAAAUAGUCGCGACAAGCAGCCUACGACCGAGGAAGACGAGGCCCAAUGGCGGCAGAAACCGGUCAUUAACAUGAUAAUCGGCGGACCAGAAGGAGGCGACUCGGCAAACACUAGAAAAGCUUGGGCCCGACAGUUAUAUGUAGGGACAGUGUACGGGCGAGAAGAAGGUUCAAAGAAGACUUGCUGA